Molecule: messenger RNA, 3456 nt
Organism: Gymnogyps californianus (California condor)
Lineage: Eukaryota; Metazoa; Chordata; Aves; Accipitriformes; Cathartidae
Gene: ARHGAP39
Product: Rho GTPase activating protein 39
Exons: 12
Coding region: 22-3456 (1144 amino acids)
Biological process (GO): signal transduction
Cellular component (GO): cytoplasm; cytoskeleton
Molecular function (GO): GTPase activator activity; protein binding
Source: RefSeq, a predicted model, not a curated record
AGCGGUAGGGCCGCCGGGAACAUGGCGGAGAGGCUGGAAUGGGUGGAAAUCAUCGAGCCUCGAACCCGGGAGCGCAUGUACGCCAACCUCAUCACGGGGGAGUGCGUGUGGGACCCCCCCGCUGGGGUGCGGAUCAAACGCACGAAUGAAAACCAGUGGUGGGAGCUCUUCGACCCCAACACCUCCCGUUUCUACUACUACAAUGCCACCACGCAGAGGACAGUGUGGCACCGGCCGCAGAACUGCGAUAUCAUCCCUCUGGCCAAGCUGCAGACCCUGAAGCAGAACACGGAGUCGCCGAGGGCUUCCACGGAGAACAGCCCCGGGAGGAGCAGCAAUGUCAGCAGGGAGGGCAGCACCAGCUCCUCCCUGGAGCAGGAGCUGGAGGGCAGCGAGAAGGUGCAGGAGCAGAGGUCGAGCCGUCAGUCAACCCAGUACGCCAUAGUGAAAGAAGAAACGGAAAGUUCGUCGCCUUCCGGAGUGUUUGAGAAAGAAUAUGACAUUUAUCGGGAUUACAGUGCGGAAGGUCAACUCCUCCACUACAGGACGUCGUCCCUGCGAUGGAACGCCGGCACCAAGGAGCGGAUGCUGAUCAAGGUGACCGACCGCGAGCCCAGCUUCCUCAUGCACCAAGGCAACGGCUACGCGCCCGAAAACCAACCGGGCACCCGUUCGCGGCGACCCUCAGGGGGCCAACAGUCGCCCAACCUACAAACCUUCGCCCCCGACACCGACAACUCUGUUUUCUUCCCGGAGAGGAAGCAGUCACCCUUCUUGAAGAGGGCUGAGCACGUGGGCAGCUGCUCGCCGCUGCUCGGCCGGGGGGACUCCUUCUGCUCCCCACUCCAAGCCCAGCACCGCAAGCACUCCAGCGAGUCGCAACCCUCCUCGCCCCGCUACGCCUACGAGCCCCCGCUCUACGAGGAACCCCCUAUGGAGUACCAGGCUCCCAUCUAUGACGAACCUCCCGUGGACAUGCAGUACGAAGCCAGCGGGAGCUACAAAGCCGGCUCACCGCAGAAAUCGCCCAUCCGUAAACCUCACCCCUUCCUGCAAUCGCCCAAGCAAGGCUCCAACUCGCCCUACCAGCAGUUGGUGCUCACCAAACAGAAGUGUCCCGACCGGUUCAUGAGCCUGGAGUACAGCCCCGCCGGCAAGGAGUACGUCAGGCAACUGGUCUACGUCGAGCAGUCGGGCUCCAGCCCCAAGAUGAAGACGGGGUUGAGGCACAAAUAUUCCCCCAACCCCAUCGGCGGCUCCUACUCGCUGCAGCACAGCCCCUGCCUGGUCCGGGACCAACGCUUGGAGAUCAAAUCGGGUGACUACAGCAGCAUGGAGGGACCCGACUUCUGCCCUGGCCCAACGGGUGGCCAGGUGGCCCAGGGCGAGGACUCCAUGUCGUGGUCCAGCCAGCAGGACACCUUGUCCUCCACCGGCUACUCACCCUCCACCAGAAAGAGGAAAAGCCGAAAGCCUUCCCUAUCCCACGACCCCAACGCCUCCUCCACGGACGGCUCGGGGGACCGGGAGGUGUUGGGCGAGCAGAUGCUGGGUGAGGAACGAGCCACCCCGGGACCCAACAGGUCACCAAUGAACCGUACGGAGAGCAAGGCGGCAGAGGCGGAGGCGGCGCGGGGCUUCCCCGAGCCCUUCCUGGCACAGGCACGCCUGGCUUGGGAAGCCCAGCAAGCCCACUACCACAUGAAGCAACGGAGCAGCUGGGAUUCCCAAAAGGAUGGUUCGGGCUACGAGAGCGACGGUGCCCUCCCUUUGCCCAUGCCGGGUCCAGUGGUGCGAGCCUUCAGCGAGGAUGAGGCGUUGGCACAGCAGGAGAACAAGCACUGGAAGAGGAACACCUUCGAGAAGCUGGGCUUCCCCCAGAUCCUGCUGGAGAAGAGCGUCUCCGUGCAGACCAACCUGGCCUCCCCUGAGCCCUACCUGCAUCCGUCUCAGUCGGAGGAUCUCGGUGCCUGCGCCCAGUUCGAGAGCAGCAGACAGACCAGGAACAUGAUGCCUAGCGCCAGCUGUGUCUUCCCCACCUUCAACCUGCGGAAGCCCUCCUCGGAGACGGACAUUGAGAACUGGGCCUCCAAGCACUUCAACAAGCACACCCAAGGGCUCUUCCGCAGGAAGGUGUCCAUCGCCAACAUGCUGGCCUGGAGCAGCGAGUCCAUCAAGAAACCCAUGAUCAUGACCAACGACCGCAACGUCAAGAAAGAGGCGUGCGAGAUAUUUAAACUGAUUCAGAUGUACAUGGGGGAUCGGCGGGCCAAGACGGACCAGCUCAACGUGGCCUUGGAGAUCGCCACCAAAGGCUGGAGCAUGCAGGGUCUGAGAGACGAGCUCUACAUCCAGCUGUGCCGGCAGACCACCGAGAACUUCCGUUACGAGAGCCUGGCCCGGGGCUGGGAGCUCAUGGCCAUUUGUUUGGCCUUUUUCCCACCCACUCCCAAAUUUCAUUCCUACCUAGAAGGAUAUAUUUACAGGCACAUGGAUCCGGUGAAUGACACUAAAGUGACCCAGCACAUUAAAGAAAUCCUGGAAAGGACCAAUAAGAAGAAAUCCAAAUUGAGAAAGAAACCCAAGCCCUAUAUCGAAGAGCACGAUGGGGUGGCAAUAAGCACUUACGCCAAGUACUGCUACAACAAGCUGCAGAAGGCAGCUCUGACGGGAGCCAAGAAGGGCCUGAAGAAGCCGAACAUCGAGGAGAUUCGCCACGCCAAGAACGCCGUCUUCAACCCUUCCAUGUUCGGCAGCUCCCUGCAGGACAUCAUCAACAUGCAGAAGGAGCGGUACCCCGACCGGCAGCUGCCCUGGGUGCAGACCCGCCUCUCCGAGGAGGUCCUGGCGCUCAACGGGGACCAGACCGAGGGCAUCUUCAGAGUCCCCGGUGACAUCGAUGAGGUCAACGCCCUCAAGCUGCAGGUGGACCAGUGGAAGAUCCCCACCGGCUUGGAGGACCCCCACGUUCCCGCCUCCCUGCUGAAGCUCUGGUACCGGGAGCUGGAGGAGCCGCUGAUCCCCCACGAGUUUUACGAGCAGUGCAUCACCCACUACGAGAACCCCGAGGCGGCCAUCGCUGUCGUCCACUCUCUGCCCAGGAUCAACAAAAUGGUGCUGUGCUACCUCAUCCGCUUCCUACAGGUGUUCGUGCAGCCGGCCAACGUGGCCGUCACCAAGAUGGACGUCAAUAACCUGGCCAUGGUGAUGGCCCCCAACUGCCUGCGCUGCCAGUCGGACGACCCAACUCUCCAGAAAGAGAGUCAGAGACGAGACCCUAUGUCAAAGCCCGAGCGAGAGCCGCGAGAAACACUGGCCAAAUGCGCCUACGAUGCUAAACCGGACCGGUGGCAUCAAGCUUCUACGUCACGCACGCGGCGAGACGCGCUCGAUUGGCGCUAUGCCGAUAACUCGAGCCCGAUGAGGCGCGACAGAUGGCUACCGCGAUCGCGGUAG